AUGAAAUCGCCGUUUUCCGUUUCUUAUAGACUCGUUUCUAUCAUCACCACCGUUCGCGCAUCCAUGGACGACCCCCAAAAACUCGAUCCAACCAAAAAGCGAGUGGUGGUAUGCGGCGGCGGAGUAAUCGGCGUUUGCACGGCCUAUUUCCUCUCCAAAAAAGGCGCCGCCGUCACCCUCAUCGAGCAAUCAUCCAUCGCCUGCGCAGCAUCAGGUAAAGCCGGUGGCUUCUUAGCUCUCGAUUGGUGCGACGGCAGCCCUAUCUCCUCCCUUGCACGUGUCAGCUUCAAUCUCCACCGUUCACUUGCCGAAGAACUAAACGGAGGUGAAUCCUACGGCUACCGUCCACUCAACACCCUAAGUCUUUCCAUCGCCGAAUCAGAAAACCCACCACAACCACAUAGCCGGAAAUCAACACUUCCGCCGUGGAUCGACGGUCCAGCUAAAAGCCCUAAAACUAUCGGUACGACGGAGACCACCGCCCAAGUCCACCCCCAGUUGUUUACCCGGACGUUGAUUGAGAAAGCCGUGGCGGACUAUGGGGUGGAAGUUGUAAUCGGGAAAGUGAAGAGCUUAGAAACAGGUGAAGAGAAGGUGAGGGUAGUGAUGGAGGGCGGUGGUGGGAUUGACGGCGAUGCGGUGGUGCUGGCUCUUGGGCCGUGGACAAAAGCGGAUGCGAUUACUCCCGAUGCUCUUUUUCUUACUUAUUCUCCGGCCAACGGUGGUCAACCGAUGGAUCCUGAAAUUUAUCCCCGUCCAACCGGGGAGGUGUACGUAUGUGGAAUGUCAUCGGAGGAAGAGAUUCCCGACGACCCGGAGGAGAUUCAACCGAACAUGGAUUCAAUCGGAGUUCUGAAACGGGUGGCGGAGAAGGUGUCGAGUCAUUUGGGAGGAGAAGCUCGAGUGAAAGCGGAGCAAGCGUGUUUCUUGCCUUCUACGGAUGACGGUGUUCCGGUGAUUGGGGAGGUUCCCGGGAUGAAGGGGUGUUUUGUGGCGACGGGACAUAGCUGUUGGGGGAUUCUUAAUGGUCCGGCCACCGGAGCUGCGGUGGCUGAGCUAGUGUUGGAUGGUUGCUCCACCGUUGUGGAUCUUACCCGGUUUAGUCCGGGUCGGUUUGUUGGUGGAAGAGGAAGGAGGCGAUGA
Molecule: messenger RNA, 1143 nt
Organism: Lactuca saligna
Lineage: Eukaryota; Viridiplantae; Streptophyta; Magnoliopsida; Asterales; Asteraceae
Source: the annotation of a GenBank genome assembly